Messenger RNA from Schizophyllum commune H4-8, 1945 nucleotides. RefSeq lists its product as uncharacterized. Bases 22 to 1575 code for a protein of 517 amino acids. The transcript has 9 exons. The record is from RefSeq and is a predicted model, not a curated record. NCBI's taxonomy places the organism in Eukaryota, Fungi, Basidiomycota, Agaricomycetes, Agaricales, Schizophyllaceae. Gene Ontology annotation, molecular function: ubiquitin protein ligase activity; zinc ion binding.
UAGCCAGCCAUGUUGCGCAGAAUGGUCUCCCUCGGCACGUCGACGAUCGGCUCUAUGCUGGGAAAGCGCCCGCGCGAGCCCGAGCCUGAGCCUCAGACCGAGGCCGAAAUCGUACCUCUCGAGGACCCUCCCAUCGUUGAAGCCGAGCCCGUGGACGAGCCCAUAAUCUUUGAUGAUGAGCAGGCCGUCUCCGACGAAUCCUCCAACUCUACCGUGCUCAACACCGAGGAUCAGGAAUCUCCUGUCAAGAAACCCCGUCUCGAUUCCCUCGCCCCAGUCCGCAAGCCCAAGGUCGUCGACUGGCGUACGAAGCCAUUGAAGCCCGUGCCUUACAAAUUGAAGAACGGCGUGAAGAAGUACGCCGAGUUCCGGAAAGAGGAGCGCCGUGCGCCCUUCAAGGCACACUGCCCGCCUUCCGUUUACCGCGCCUACGAGACAAUGCUCAGAGAUGCCCAUGAGAUCUGCGUUCUGGACUCCUGGACCCCCGAGGGCACUAUCUUUGCCAGGGACUACCACGUCCUAGGCCAGUCCGGCAAGGUCUACACCACGCAUAUCGGCAAGAGGCCCCACUGCAACUGCCCUAACUUCUUUCUGGGCAACCACUGCAAGCACAUCAUCUAUGUCUUCAUCAAAUUCCUCAACCUCCCUGUGUCCUCUUAUAUCUGGUAUCAACGCGGCCUCACGCGGCGCGAACUCUGCGACGCUUUCGCCAACGAGCCGGAGAAACGCUUCGAUGCUUCAUUCCGGGAACUUGCUGCCUACCACUGGGCCCUCCGCGUCGACGACCAGAACGUCAGCAAGCCCGACUUCAACGACCUCUGCGCGAUAUGCUGGGAGCCUCCGACGCCCGACUUCCCCAAGAGCGAGCUCAGAUAUUGCGAGGCCUGCAAGAAGGCUCUGCACAAGGACUGCUUCAAAUCUAUGGUCAAGGGUGCGAUGGAAAUAGCGGAGUUCCUGAACUACCGCAACCCCCUGCACUCGCUCGCCUGCCCGCAUUGCGCCUUCAGUUGGCUUGGCCCCAUCGAACAUCCGGAUCUUAAGGGAGAAGCGCUCAACAAGGUCGUCCAGAAGUCUGUCAGGAUCAAAGUUACCAAACAUGGAUUCACUCAGCUCGCCGACGUGCUGAAACGCAAGCCCACGAAGCGCACCAAGCACUACAUCCGCAAGCGCAAUGCUAAAUACCGCCGCCGCUACUUCGACCAGCAGUACUACUUUGGGACCGCGCGCGGUCCGAUGCCCCAGAUCGUCCGCUUCCGCCAGCUCGAGAAGCACCUCGAGCGACGUCGCCAGGAGGAGCUGCGCCGCCAGGAGGUCAUAGCGGCCGCGCAGGAGGCGGCGGCCAAGGUGAAUGUGCUGAGCAUGCAGCCAGCGUCGAUGCGCAGGAAGAAGGGCGCGCAGGUGAAGAAGCCUGCGGCGCACACGUACGAUGUGAGCCAGGCGGCGGAGCAGAAGGCGAGGCUGGAGGUGCUGGCGACUUAUCAGGCGAGCCUUGUCGCGGCGCCGUCUGCGCCGAAGGAUGUGGACGCAAGUGCUGAGGCGGGUCCGUCGCGCCUUACGAUGGCUGCUGAGGCGUAAAGCUCUUUAGGAAGAACGCUCGCUGUAAGUCGAGCUGGAUGUGUUCACGGUCGUGCAAGUGACACAACAUUACUAUCAUACCCAUUGCUCUUCUCUCAUCUCCUGAAUAUGUCUCGUCUCUAUCUCCCUUCCUCUUCCUCGUCCUCUCUCCCGCUUGCGAAUGUACUUCUGAAUUGCGUACUAAGGAAUCGUGGUGCUACUAGCUGUUGUUUCUCCCGCUCUCGUGUCCUGUAUACCUGUGCUUUCUCGCUGUGUAUUACUAUCGCAUCUGUUGUCGCUGGAUAAGACAAUGCUAUUUUGUGUUUCUUCUACUGUACUUCUCCUCUAUGGCGUGUAUUCCGCCGAAAAAAUAAUCACGGUCGCGUUUCCG